This is a messenger RNA of Uloborus diversus, 9061 nucleotides long. RefSeq lists its product as uncharacterized. Bases 125 to 8923 code for a protein of 2932 amino acids. NCBI's taxonomy places the organism in Eukaryota, Metazoa, Arthropoda, Arachnida, Araneae, Uloboridae. The transcript has 11 exons. Gene Ontology annotation, cellular component: nucleoplasm. Gene Ontology annotation, biological process: negative regulation of DNA-templated transcription; positive regulation of DNA-templated transcription. The record is from RefSeq and is a predicted model, not a curated record.
AAUGUAAUAUGUUGUCUAAACCUAAACGUAAAGGUAGUAUAGAAAAUUAUGUAUUUUGUUGCGGUAUUUAAGCCUACCUUUGAGAUGUAGGGAAUUUGUUAUGUUGUAUUAAAUAUGUUUGAAAAUGUAUAGUAAUAAUAAAAGUUUCAAAGGCCUUGUGCCAAAAAACUUUUCAGAACAGUUGAAUGUUUCAUCCUUAGAAUUUGACAUAAUGAAGAAUUCUAGACGUGAGUCUGGAUCUAUGUCAAGCAAGCAAUCUGAAUGGUUGCCUUUGCAUCACUACCGGAACGCAAGAGAACAGGAAUUCGGGAGUAGGCCUCAGCAACAUUCAUCCCUGUAUGCCAAUACUCCUAUAUAUUCAGAUAAUGAAAUUCAAUUUCAUUCGUCAUCCCUGCAGAAUAAAAUAGGAAGCUUUACUGAGUCCCUUCUUGCAGAAUCUAUGAAUGAAAAAGCUAAGUUGGGGUUAAUAGAAGACUAUGGACAACAUACUUCUCUAUACUCCCCAGGCCUUCGAAAUUGGAGCAAUAUUCCAACUGGUAGUUCUGUGGGAAGCUUGGUUGAUGUAAAACAAUUUAAAACUAAUAUUGCCAAGUUACAUAAAGAUCACAUUUCAGAAGACUCUUUGUAUAUCUCCCAUAGUUCAAACUUAAAUACAAAAGCUGAACGUCCAAAUAUUCAGCCAAUCAGUGAUUUGAAAUUGGAAUCCAUUGAUGAUGAAGAUGAAUAUUUGUAUGGAGAUUCUAAUUCAAUUCCAGAGCUUUCUGUCAAAGAAAUAUCCAAACCUUCAGAAGAAAUACCUGUGAAAAAUGAGAGUGCUUGGAGUGAUGAAGAAGAGUUGUCUGACCUUCAUAGAAGGUCAACUCCAAACUCAUGGGAAAGUUCUGAGUGGCGAACAGGUUAUAAACCGACAUCCAGCUCUGAGAGGGCUUUGUCUCAAAUUUCAAAAGAAAAAAGAAGUGCUAUGCAGAAUUUAGAUGUUGUUCAAACUAAAAAUAAAUUGCCUCCUAGUGAUAAAUUAACUAAAGGUAAAACUUCUCAUGUUAAACCUCAAAUUUUAUCUUCAACUUUAAAAAAGAAACCCGAUUCUUUUGCAAAAUAUUCUGAUGAAACUAAAUUGAAAGAUUUAACUUCUGAAUUAAAAAGUACCAUGUCUGUUAAAAAGAAAUCUUCUCAGAUUCCCCUGAAAGAGCUACCUUCUGAAAAAAGGUCUAAAUAUUCUGUACCAGCUGAACUUAGGAAGAAAAGUUCGGUUAUGAUAGCAGAAAAACCAGAUGACAAUGUGAAAAAGAAGCUGUUAGAUGAUAAAAAAAGUCAAAAAUAUCCUGAAAGAGAGGUUAGAAGUAAACAACUGCUUUCUGAAAAAGAGGUUUCAAUUCUCUCACCUUCCAGACUGGAAAAGAUUUAUGUAAAUAUAAAUCGGGAUGAAACUUUUUCUAAAAAGCGGACGGUAUUAGUGAAAGAAACUACAGAUUCAUUCCCUGACUUGGAUGACUGCGAAAUAAUACCUUCAAUGCAAAAGGAAACUACCAAUAAAACUAAGUUUAAUAUUGUGCAGAAGGACACAUUGCCUUUCAGUCUUUCAGAAAAGUAUAGUGUUGUUCCUCAAAGAACUGUGAGAAAUGUUUCGGACAGUCCUACUCUGAAACGUGUAGUACACAAUACUGCUCUUAAUCCUGCAAAAGAAACCCAAUCGACCAAAACAGUUGUAGGGAAAGAAGAUUUUAAGGUUGUUAAAAAUGUAAGUGAACUCACAAUACCAAAACCGCAGGAUGUUAAUGUUCUUGAAAAGAAAGUUGCUACAAAUAUCAAGGAGAAAAGUAUUAAAAAAAAUUCUCCAACUGAUACCCAACCUCUUCCUAAAACCAUGGUGCAAAAGAAGGCUAAAUAUUAUCUAUCAAGUGAGAAAAGCCCUGCUCACUAUGCGGCUGAAGCAAGUCCUUAUGGUUCACGUGAAAGAAGUCCAAGAAGGCAUUCACGGGAAAGAAGCCCAAGGCAUCAUUCACGUGAAAGAAGCCCAAGGCGUCAUUCACGUGAAAGAAGCCCAAGGCGUCAUUCACGUGAAAGAAGUUCUAGGCAUCAUUCGCGUGAAAGAAGACAUCAUGACCAUUAUUCACGUGAAAGGAGUAGAAGUCCUAGGCACCAUUCAUAUGAAAGAAGUCCAAGGCACCAUUCAUAUGAAAGAAGUCCUAGGCACUACUCACAUGAAAGAAGCCCUAGACACUACUCAUAUGAAAGAAGUCCUAGACACUACUCACAUGAAAGAAGCCCUAAACACUACCCACGGGAUAAAAGCCCCAGAAGACAUUCGCGGGAAAGAAGUCCUAGAUAUCAUUCAUAUGAAAGAAGUCCUAGACAUCAUGCACAUGAAAAAAGUCCCAAACGGUAUGAAAGUGAUUCAAGGUAUGAAGAUUACAAGUCUCGUGGAAGGUCUGGAAGCUCUUAUGCUAAACCUCCAUCUUGGGAGCAUGGUGCACAUGAAUCUCGCCGAAGCCAUAAAGAAUAUCCUCUUGGCAAAAGUCAACUUGAUGAAAAUCUUUACAAGAGCUAUUCGCAUGAGAGAGACUUGAAUGAAGGAUUGUUGGAGCAAAGUUCAGAGGAGUCUUCACACAGUAGUCCAGAGAGGACUGUGAGCGGGAAAAAUCGUAGCUUCCCAGGAUCGAAAUCUUCAAAAUUACCCUCAUCAGAUAGCGUGGAUACUUCACCUAGUGAAAGAGAAGAUGAUCUCACAAAAAAAUUGGCAUUGUUGAGAAAAGCCAAAAUGAUUACAGAUAGUGGCGCAAAGAAAAGUGAUUUAGAAAAAUCUCUGCCGUCAAAGGAAGAAAAAGUGGUUAAGGGUAAUGUAGACGAUAUUAACAUUUUAGGUAUUGAAGAGAAUGAUGCGAAUGAAGAGGCAGCUGUAAGUGAAGUUUCAAAAGCUCAGAGCAUUCAGAAGAUAAGCUUUGUUAUAAAUAGGAAGCAACUGCCCACUGAAGUAUCGCAUCCAGUUGAGAGUCCUCUGGGCGUACUAACUAAAAAUGAAGCACCAGUGUCGGGAAUUCCAUCGAUAAUUUCUCCACCUUCAGUUGAACCUCCUGUUCAUCCGUUUCAGCAAUAUGGAUAUUCACCAAUGGUCCCUAGUAGUUAUCCUCCCAGUAAUUUCCCAUAUCCAGCAGUGCCACCUGCACCACCUAUGAUGCCAUAUAGCUUCCCUCCCACCAUUCCUCCCACCAUUCCUUACUAUCCAACUGAAAUAGAUCCAACACCUAAGAUUGUGAAAAGACCUGUUCAUAGAGUGUGCAGUUUGAAAAACAUACCAACAGUUUCUGAUGUAAAUUCUGCCGUUUCCCAUGACCCUACAUCGCCUGAGAAAUUUUCGGAAAUGCAAGUUUACAACCAAAAUCAUCCUGGUGAAUAUAUUACUACUGAUUCCAGAAAUUAUACAAACAGUGACAUAGCAGCAGAACCUGCACACCAAACAAUGAAGAAAAGUGGUUUAAUUCAGAUUUCUUGCAAGCAGCCUCCUACUAAGCAAAACCCUGUUGCCACAGAUGAGAAAGCUGCAAUAAAUACUCAUAUUGAAAAUUACAAAAAACUCUUGGAAGAUCGUAAUCAACUUUUGAAAAAAUUGAAAAUGCACAACAAAACUGUUUCUGAUUUAGAUGCAGCCAAAACAAAUAUAGAAAGGAAAUGUCCGAAAGUUAAGAGCACAUUUGACAGACAGAUCUGUUCACAGUUUGAAAGUUUGAUUGAAAAUACAAAGCUGGAGCUGACCAGAGUUAUUGAAAUGUCAAGAAAUGUAACAAGCGAAUUACAAAAGCUAAAAGUAAAAAUUCCUCCCCAACUUUUGUCCCAAAUCCAAGAAAGCGUUAAGACUACGGAGUCGGAACCGGAAUCAUCUGUGGUAUACAAUUUCUUUGAUUCCGGAAAUCAUUGGUGUCAACAUUGCAAUAAAGCCUUUGCAACUAUUCCAAUGUUGUUGCAGCACUUUCAUAUUCCUGGUCAUCCUCCGUGUUUUGAUUUUAUGAAAAAACCUUGGCAUUCCAAAGAAAAAGAAUCUCCUAAUCCUGACCAAUUAAAAGAUGCAAAGUUAGAAUCAGUGAAAGGAGUUGAAUUCUUAGUUCCUGUUUCUGGAUUUUACUGCUCCUUAUGUCAUAAAACUUUUCCAGAUGCCAAUUUUGCUGAAAAGCAUGUAAAGAGCCAUGAUCACUUUCUGAAAUAUAAGACUCAUAUAAAAGAAAAUCCAGUUUAUGAAAAUAUAAAGGUUUUAGUUAGAAGUUUCGAGCAAGCUCAUUUUCAAAAGGAAAGAAGGAAACGUGAAGAAGAAGAAAAACAGCUUUUAGCUAUAAAACGUAAAAAGGUAUCAGAAGAGAAAGUUAAAGAAAUAAAAUCACAAAUCGAGACUGAAAAACAAAAUGAGAAAACAGUUACAGAAUUAUGCGAUGAUAAUGUAAGCAAUCAGCGCAGUAAGAACGAUAAUGCAACAUCUAACAUUAAGUUGCAUUUGGUGGAAGAGAAAAAUUCAGAAAUUUCCAAACAAGUUAAGACUAAUGCCAAACCUAAUUUCAUUGGGCGAGCUCCGAAUUAUAAGUCUCGUUUAAAAACCAAAUCGCAUACAGAAGGCUCCCCAUAUGAUGUAAAAAAUGCAGCAGAAUCUAAAAAGGAAGGAAAGCAGAUUCAAGUCAUUGUAACUGGUGCUGUAAUCAAACCUAAAACCCCCAAUCAGUUAGAAAAUGAAAAAUCACAAAAGGAAACAAAUAAACCCAAAGAAGCUGCAAAAAUACUACCAUCUAUAAAAACUGAUAACUCACCUGUUAAAAAAAGUGCAGAAAAUGUUGGUACUACUUCAAACUCAACUGUUCAGUUAUCUGAAAUUAAACUUCCACCUGCACCGUCAUCAAAGAAAGAAGCAAAAGCUACCAAGACAAACAUCCAUCCUGCAAAGCAUUCCGUCGAAGAAGAGAAGGAUUUUCUUAUGUUGGGCAUUAAUAGGAAUGAUUUUGAACCAUUAGCUGUUCCAAAACCGCCACCAGCUAAUUUGAUUCAAAAUGUUGCAAGUCCUUCCAGGGAUACCAACACAACAAGAAAUACCAGUUCAAUGCAGUCAGCAAUCACACAAAAAAACUCAGAGGGGAUUUCUAGUGCACCAUCUCAAGUUUUUUCUCCUAACAGUGCACAAGGUAUGUCUCCUGUAAACAUUGCCCCAAGUGCUCCUCAUGUGAUACAGUAUACAUCAUCUUCUGUGCCAGCAUUCAACCCUUCAUACCCCCCACCGGAAACCUGUCGGAGUGCUGUGCAGUCCACUUUGCCUAUUCCACCUUUUCCUCCACCUCUGCAGGUGCCACCUCCUAAUGUUAUUCUAAAAUGUGCACAGAGUAAUGUUCAUUUACCAGGUCCAGGCCAACACAAUCUUUCUCAAUAUUCUGUUACAUCUCCCCAAAAAUUUUCAAAUGUUCCUUUUGCUCCUACCUUAAAUGCUAUGUCAAAUGCUAAAAGUUCUUUUGAUCAAAGCUCGCCAACUAAAACAGAACAUCAUUCACAUAGCAAUUUGCCAGUGGUGAAUGUCAGUACAAAAAAUUGUGCUAAUGAUGGAAAAACAGGCAAUAAAGCUAUUACUCCUUCUAAGGAUAGCAUUAAAUCUGGUAAAUCAGAACCAAGUUCUAUAGUUAAACAUGAUAUGUGUGUUCAAACAUCUUCUAAUACCUCCAAAAAGAAUGAGAAUAUUACCAAAAAAAUUUUUAAGCCUGGAGCUAACACGGAUGAAUCCAAAAUGUCUGGGAGUUCUGUAUCUACUACUGAAUCAAAGAAAAUUAAUGCAGUUGACCCGAAACCUCAAGUUUCUUCAGAGUUAAGUAAUUUACCUACAGAAACUGGUAAUAAUUUAGAAAAGGAAAUACAAGAAGCAAGUCCUGAAAUUUCUGAUGAACCUGACAAAAUAAUUUCUACAGAUGUGGAUUUCGGAGCAUUCUUUACAAUGUCAUCAAUGACAAGAGAAAAGAGAAAGAAUGUAGAAAAUGAAAAUAGUGAAGUUGACGAAGAGCUGUGCAUCAAAAAUGCUUCUUGUGCUGAGAAGAACAGUGUGUCUUCUUCAGUGCCGGAAGCAAAGAAAAGAAAGUGUGAACUGUUAAGUGUGAGUGCUAGUUUUGAUACAAAGAGUAGUGAUGUUCAGUUGGAUAAGCCUGAGUUUCCUGGAAAAAAUGAUUCGUUUGAUCCUCCUAACAUAUCUGAGUCUGAACCAUCACUUGCAGGUAGUAACCUUCCUCAAGUAAUUGUGGAUGACAGUUGUCUCUCAAAAAGUACAACUGAUGGAACUGAAAUUGCAGUUUCACUAAAUAAAGAAAUGAGCAGUAACCAAAACUCUGAGGCAGAGAAAGGAAAAUGUGAACUGUCAAGUAUGAGUACUAACAGUAGUGGAUUUCAGUCGGAUAAGCCUAAAUCUCCUGGCAAAGAUAAUGGUUUGAUUGACCCUCCUAAUAUAUCUGCAUCUGAACCAUCACUUGAAGGUAGUAACCUUCCUAAAGCAACUGUGGACAGCAGUUGUCUGUCAAAAACUACAACUGAUGGAACAGAAAUUCCAGUUUCAGCAAAUAGAGAAAAUACAAACAGUGACCAAAAAUUCUGUGAUCUAAAGGAGGAUAAAGAAAAGGCUAAAGACUCAUACUCACAGAAAGAUUUAAGUACAUCUUACAAAAAUGAUAACAGUUCAUCUGCUCAAAAAGAAGAUAAUAAUUUGGGAAGUAUAAAUAUAACUUCUGAUGCAAAGUCUGCUUCUUUUCAGAACAGAACAGUUGAACCUUCAGACACUGAAAAUAUUUCUCUUCUUGAAGUAAAUUCUUCUGAAAAGUCACAUGACCAUGGUAAAUUUUCUGGAGUUAGCAGUUCUUUAGAAAACACAUCUGAAGGAAUUGAAAGUGUAAUUUUACAAAGUAGUGAAAGCGCGACCAUCAGUCAAAGGAGUGAUGCAUGUGCAAGUGAUGAAUCUUGUAGUUUGAAUGUUACUGAAGAAAAUAAGAAAGACAUUAAUCCAUCUGAUAAACCUUCUCUUUCUGAAAAUAAGCCUGUUGUUAAAUUUGAUGUAAACGCAUCUGAAGGAAGUGAAGGUAUAAUUUUACAAAGUAGUGAAAGUACCACCAUCAGUCAAAGGAGUGAUGCAUGUGCAAAUGAUGAAUCUUGUAGUUUGAAUGUUACUGAAGAAAAUAAGAAAGACAUUAGUCCAUCUGAUAAACCUUCUCUUUCUGAAGAUAAACCUAUUGAUAAACCUGAUGUUCACAAUAUUGAAAAUGAAAAGCACAAUUCAAAUUUAGACAUUCAACAUUUGUCAAGUCAAUCCAGUUUGAUUACAGAGUCUGAUAUUAAAUCUGAACUUUCUUCUGAUGUAAUUUCAAAUGAAACAAAUAUAUCCUCAAGUUGUUUAGACCAGAGGACAAAUCUUGUUUCUAGCAUUUCUGAUAUUGAACCAAAAGUUGAACCAGUUACUGUAGACCAAGAUGUUACAUUUAUCAAAAAAGAUGUUGAAACUAAUGAUCAACAAAUAGUUGAUGAUAAAAAAGAAGUACUUAAUGAUGAAGCUCAAUCACAACAUUUAAUUCCCCCUGUUCUUCAUGCAACUGAUGUAAAGAAUUUAUGUGAAUCAAAAUGUUUGGAUGAGAAAUUUUCAUCUAGUUAUAAAUCAAAAGGUACUACUGAUGAGGAUCAAUGUGCAGGCCUUAAUCAUUCUGAAAACGAAACAGAACACCCUAGCUCUGAUUUAAGUGCAGCUACAGAGCCAGAACAGGAAGAGAACUUACUUGAAAAACAGGGUGAAAAAAUUCACAAUUGUGGUUCUGUAAGUCUUGAAGAAAGUCUAGGUUCAGCCAAUUUUUCUUGCCCUCCUGAAAGUGUAAUUGAUGACGAAAACCUAGUUGUGAGUGAAAAACCAAGUAGUUUGAAAGUUCCUGAAGUUGUACUGGAUGAUGCAUGUGCUUUGUCUUCAGCUUGCAUAACUUCAAGCUCUAACCAUUAUUCUAAACAAGAAAAUUCUACAGCUGAUGGAAACUCUACAACCUUGGACAUACAAGAAAAUGAAAAAGAUGAGCAUCAAAAUGACAAUGUACAUAUUCUUACAGGGCAGGUCAAUGUGGAAAAAUCACAGAAUUUAAAAGAGAAGUCGAAGUCUGAGAGUGACCAUAAAAAAGACCUGCUGUACAGUCAUGAAACAUCUACUGAUAAUAUUAUGCAAUGCUCGGCUGAUUCAUCACCCUCCAUCUCUGCACUUAAUGAGCAAAUUUCAGGCACGGAGACUGUUGUAAAUAUCCCUGAUUUGACUCCAAACGCACUCUCUUCAGUUGAUUUAUCAGGGAUAAAAUCCAUACCAACGGAUUUAAGUAACACUGAUAAAGAAGCGACAACUGUUGCUGAAAGGUGCUUGACUGAUGAAAACAUAAGUAAUCCAGCUGUUGUCAAUGCACCUGGUGUUGCUGAAAAUGCUAACUCAGUUUCCCAACAAGGUGCAUUGAGUGAAGAUUUAACUGUUUCUCUUUUGCUGAAGUCAGAUGAUAAAUUGCUUCUGCAGCCUAUUUCAGAUGAUCUUUCAAAAAGUGAAAGUGUAAGCCACCAAACCUGCAUGUCUGAAACUGUGUCUCAAGUUCAUGAAGCUAAAGGUAAUGAAGUUGAGAAAGAGACAGAAAAAAAUGAAAUUGUUGAAUCAAGUGCAGUUCAAGUGUGUGAGGUUCAAGAAGAAAAUGUUUGUGAAAAAAAUGAAACUUGCAAAAAUGAACUGGCAAAAGUUGAUGCCGAUGUGAAAACGGAAGAAUCUGUACCUGACAAGCUCAUAGUUUCAACAAAUACCAAGGAAGAGCCUGCAUCUUGUGAAUUGGUUUCAGAUAUUAUAGAAGAAAACAAGGAUGGUUCUGAUAUCAUUGGGAAUAGUUCUGAAGAAAGAAAAGAAGAUGAUGAAAGGAAGAUAUAAGGAUGAGAAUUCAAACCAGUUUAAUAAAUAUGGAGAUGAUAUGAUUCUUUUUAUAUGUAAAGUUGUAUCUUUUUUUUCUUAUGAGAUAGUAUUAUCUGUAACCAUGUCAUUGUAUUCAUAAUAAAUAUUUGGUUUUUA